CGAACGCAGAAAUCCCCACCAGCACAAGAAAUCAACAUGGCACCGGCAUCGCUUCUGGAUCUUGUGUCUGCCCUGCCCACGCACGAUGGGUGGGGUCCUACGGUUUCGGACGAGACGAUGCUCGACGGCGUUCCAUAUGCGCCAUACUCCAAAGCCGACAAACUUGGGCGCAUGGCGGACUGGACGGGGGGCAAGGACGGGGAAAGGGGCGGACGCCAGCAGUAUGGCGGCCGCGGCUACAGAGACCAGCAAGUCUACGGUGCAAACCAGCAGACGAACCCGUUCGCCAUUCAGGCCGCCGAGGAGGAGGCCACGUUCUCUGUCGUAGACAAUACGCGCACAUCUGCCAGGGGCCGCGGCUUCGGAAGGGGAGGUGGCACUGUCUUCCGCGGACGAGGACAGCGGGGUGGACAGCAGCAGCGCGGCGGACGAGGGACCUUCCAGCGCGUCGGUGGCCGAGGCGGGCAGCAAUAUGACAAUCGCGGCGGGCGAGGCGGCAGAGGAGGACGUCGAUUUGGCUGGAGGGACGACAAGCCGCAGCGCAACCGCGAUGCAUCGGUUCAGGUCAAGCCCGACUGGACUGUGCGGGAGGAGAUGGACUUUUCUCGUCUGGCCAAGUUGAACCUGGCUACGGGCGAUGGCGACGAUAUCGACAGCUACGGCUUCCUGUACUACUACGACCGGAGCUACGACAAGCAGCCUGGCGCCGUGACCUCGCAGCGAAAACUCAACGUCCUCGAGCGAGCCGCCUACAACGUCACCACAUCCAGCGACCCUAUUCUACAGGACCUCGCCGAGAAGGACGAAGGCACUGUAUUUGCAACCGACAGCAUCCUGUCCAUGCUGAUGUGCACCACCAAGUCGGUAUACUCCUGGGACUUGGUCAUCACGAAGAGGGGUAACAAGCUCUUCAUCGACAAGCGAGACGGCUCCAAUCUGGACAUGGUCACCGUCAACGAGAACGCUACGGAUGCACCGCUAGAGAUCUCAGAAGGCAACAAGGAUUCUAUGAACAGCCCCAGCGCGCUCAUGCUGGAAGCCACCCAUAUCAACAACGUCUUCCCGCUCCAGGUUGUUAUUGAAUCGCAAACCAACAAGGUCGACAUGCCUCACGAGCAUCCGUUCUACAACGAGGACGUUGAGACUGAUCCCCCGGCGUCCAAGGCUUACAGGUACCGAAGGUUUGACCUUUCUCUCGAGACGGACGAGGAGCCUCUGCACCUGAUCGUCCGGACGGAGCUCGAUGCUGUUGUCAAGAACGCCAUCAGCGGCGAGGACCAGUACCUGACAAUCAAGGCGUUGAACGAGUUUGACAACAAGGCGCAAGGCAGCGGUGGCGCCCUGGACUGGCGGACCAAGCUGCAAAGCCAGCGAGGUGCCGUCUUGGCGACCGAGAUGAAGAACAACGCGUGCAAGCUGGCUCGAUGGGCGGUGCAGAGUAUCCUCGCCAAGGCCGAUACCAUGAAGCUCGGUUUCGUCUCCCGGACCAACCCCAAAAACAACAACGACCACGUCAUCCUCGGCGUGCUCACCAACAAGCCGCGCGACUUCGCCAACCAAAUGGCGCUCAACCUCAACAACGGCUGGGGCAUCGUCCGCACCAUCGUCGACAUGUGCCUCAAGAUGGACGAGGGCAAGUACGUGCUCGUCAAGGAUCCGAACAAGUCUAUCCUGCGGCUGUACUCGGUGCCAGACAACACGUUCGAGGAGGAGGCUGAGGAGAGCCAGAUCGCCGAGGAGGAGAAUGAGGAGUAAUGGGCCGGGGCUUCGAGGUGUCAUGGAAUGUAAUGAGGUAUACGAUAGAAUGGCUGCCAUGAUCGGAUGAGGUGGUAGACAAAAUGCAAUGAUUCGGGAGACAUUCUAGAGCAUAAGUGAGAAGUUUACCAUCUUAUCAACAUCUAGCUAGCUACGGAAUCUAGGAAUUUAUCGAUGCACACAG
This is a messenger RNA of Trematosphaeria pertusa, 1939 nucleotides long. RefSeq names its product eukaryotic translation initiation factor 3 subunit D. Gene Ontology annotation, cellular component: cytoplasm; eukaryotic translation initiation factor 3 complex. Bases 37 to 1755 code for a protein of 572 amino acids. Gene Ontology annotation, molecular function: translation initiation factor activity. The record is from RefSeq and is a predicted model, not a curated record. Gene Ontology annotation, biological process: translational initiation. The transcript is spliced from 3 exons. NCBI's taxonomy places the organism in Eukaryota, Fungi, Ascomycota, Dothideomycetes, Pleosporales, Trematosphaeriaceae.